CAUCCUUCCUCAACCCCAAGAAGGACAACCCAGACCAUCUGGCAUAAAGCGCCCUCUCCUUCUCCCUCCUCUUUCUUCUCCAUCUCACCGUCCUCGCCGAUCAAACACAGACCGAAACAUGGUCUCCGAGAGCAGCCCCGCCGCCGCCGCCGCUGCUCAGGCAUGCCCCAUCAAGACGGUGGUCGUUCUGGUCCAGGAGAACCGCUCCUUCGACCACAUGCUCGGCUGGAUGAAGUCCGUCAACCCCGACAUCGACGGCGUCGACGGCACGCAGUCCAACCCUUUGUCCGUCGCCGACUCCAACUCGCUCCGCGUCGGCUACGGCGACUCGGCUGUCUACGUCGACCCCGACCCGGACCACUCCUUCCAGGCCAUCUACGAGCAGGUCUUCGGCGAGCCGUGGGACGACGACGCCUCGCCGUCCAAGAACCUGCUCCCGACCAUGGAGGGCUUCGUGCAGAACGCGGAGCGGAAGCAGGAGGGACUGUCCGAGUUCGUCAUGAACGGGUUCAAGCCCGAGGCCGUGCCGGUCUACAAGGAGCUGGUCUCGGAGUUCGCGGUGUGCGACCGGUGGUUCGCGUCGAUCCCGACGUCGACGCAGCCCAACCGGCUAUACGUGCACUCGGCGACGUCGUGCGGCGCGAUCGGGAACGACACGCAGAAGCUGGUCGAAGGGUACCCGCAGAGGACCAUCUUCGAGUCCAUGCACGAGGCGGGCCACAGCUUCGGGAUCUACUACGCGUACCCUCCAUCAACCCUCUUCUACAGGAACCUCAGAAAACCGAAGUACUUGAAACAUUUCCAUCAGUUCGACCUGCAUUUCAAGAGACAUGCGAAGGAGGGGAAGUUGCCGAACUACACGGUGAUUGAGCAAAGGUACUUCGAGCUGUCGCAUCUGCCCGGCAACGACGAUCACCCGUCCCAUGACAUUGCCGAGGGGCAGAAGUUCGUGAAAGAGGUGUAUGAAGCGCUGAGAUCGAGCCCACAGUGGGACGAAAUCCUGUUCGUGAUUGUUUACGACGAGCACGGCGGCUUCUACGAUCAUGUCCCAACACCAGUGGAGGGCGUCCCGAGCCCAGAUGGCAUCAUUGGGCCUGCGCCUUACAACUUCAAUUUCCAUCGUCUCGGUGUCCGAGUGCCGGCGAUAUUGGUUUCUCCUUGGAUUGAGCCUGGAACAGUGUUGCACGAGCCUUCAGGGCCAUAUCCCACAUCCCAGUUCGAGCAUUCCUCAAUCCCAGCAACAGUUAAAAAGAUUUUCAAUCUACCGAAUUUCCUAACAAAGCGCGAUGAGUGGGCGGGCACCUUUGAUGCUGUCCUGAACCUGAACAGAAGCGGUCCGAGAACAGAUUGCCCAGUGACUUUAGCUGAUCCGGUGAAGCUGAGGGAAUCAGGGACAAAGGAGGCAGCACAGCUCAAUGACUUCCAAGAACAGCUGGUUCAAUUGGCAGCGACCAUGAAUGGGGACCAUAAGAAGGACAUCUAUCCACACAAGCUGGUGGAGAACAUGACGGUGCUCGAGGCCGUGAAGUAUGUCGAGGCCGCGUUCAAAGUAUUCUGCAGCGAGCGCGAGGGAACCCCCGAAAAUGGCUUGAACGAUGCCGACGGUGUCAAUCAAGCCGAUGAAUCGGCUCGGACGGCACCCAGGAGUUUUUUUCAGAGGUUGUUUUCUUGUGUGAUUUGUGAUCAUUGACACUCAGUCGAUCUAUGUUCUUCCGAGUGCUGCGUGCAACCUCUUUAUUGCGGUUGAAUUCGAUGUUUUGUCUCAUCAUCGAUCAUCGUAUGAAUUCCUUUUCGUUCA
Molecule: messenger RNA, 1798 nt
Organism: Syzygium oleosum
Lineage: Eukaryota; Viridiplantae; Streptophyta; Magnoliopsida; Myrtales; Myrtaceae
Product: non-specific phospholipase C3-like
Exons: 4
Coding region: 119-1690 (523 amino acids)
Biological process (GO): phospholipid catabolic process
Molecular function (GO): hydrolase activity, acting on ester bonds
Source: RefSeq, a predicted model, not a curated record